Lactuca saligna is the source of this 3205-nucleotide messenger RNA. The record is from the annotation of a GenBank genome assembly. Lineage: Eukaryota; Viridiplantae; Streptophyta; Magnoliopsida; Asterales; Asteraceae.
AUAACCAUAACUGCCCAAACAGAAGGGACUUUUUGUGUUUGUGUCUUUUUUUUUUUUCUUUUUUCUUUUUCUGUGUGUGUGAAAAAUCAAAUCCUUCAUCAUCUUCAUCAGAUUCACCGUUGUUUGGUUUCAAUGGAGAAUCAAUGUUAAAACUGAGUUUGCUCGGUUAGAUUGCUGAAACAUGGGCCAGAACUCGCCCAGUACAAACGACGGUGACAACUCAAAUGCUAACUCCGACGGCACCGGAUUAAACCCGAUCCGGGGUCGAUUCCCAUCCAAGAGAAACCCUAAACCUGCGCCUAUACCUUUAUCGAAAUCAUCUGCUACAGUCAUCAGCUUAUCGGAUCGGCCGCGCCGAUCUCACGUCGGAGGCCGACCCGUUGUUCCUCGGAAGCUGUGCUCAGUCUGGGGAACGUCGUGGUUCUACUUGUGUAUAUUGAUUGCUGUUUUUGCGUUUGCACUGGCAUCGAUGGUGCUACAGAGCUCGAUAGCUUCAAUGGUUUUCCGGCAGGGCGGCGGUGAGAGGAUCGGGAGGACUGUGCGCGAGGGUUUGAAGUUCGGAAGUUCGUUGAAGUUCAUUUCAUCGAGGAUCGAUAGGAGUUUCGAGAUCGAACGUGCAAGGCACAAGCCUCGGGUUGGAGUUCGACCUCCUAGGCUUGCAAUUAUCUUAGGAAACAUGGAGGAUGACCCAUUGUCAUUGAUGCUGCUUACUGUGAUGAAGAAUAUUCGAGGACUUGGUUAUGUGCUUCAGAUAUAUGCAACAGAAGAUGGCAAAACAAAAUCACUCUGGGAGAAGAUUGUUGGCCAAGUCUCCAUUCUAAGUCCUGAAAAUUAUGGUCAUAUUGAUUGGUCAAUAUUUGAUGGCAUCAUUGUAAAUUCUCUAGAAGCACAUAAUGCUAUUUCAAGCCUUAUGCAGGAGCCCUUUUGCUCUGUACAACUCAUUUGGAUAAUUCAAGAAGACACCCUUUCAAAUCGCCUUCCUCUAUAUCAAGAAUUGCCACAUGAACAUCUAAUUACAUAUUGGAAGAAUGUUUUCAGAAGAGCUGAUGUGGUUGUGUUUCCAGAUUAUUCUUUCCCGAUGUUAUAUAGUGUGCUUGACACUGGAAACUUCUUUGUGAUUCCUGGAUCACCAAUAGAUGUGUGGGCAGCUGAAAGAUACCUAAAAAGUCACUCCAAAUUUCAAUUAAGGAUGAAAAAUGGUUUUGGUGAAGAUGAUAUGAUAGUUUUGGUUGUUGGAAGUUCUUUCUUCUACAAUGAACUAUCAUGGGAUUAUGCUGUAGCAAUGCAUAACUUAGGACCUUUGCUUAUCAAAUAUGCAAAGGAAGGAGAUGUGGGCCCUUCAUUCAAAUUUCUAUUCGUAUGUGGGAACUCCAGUAUUGCCUAUAACGAUGCUUUACAGGAUAUUGCUGGACAUUUGGGUCUCAACCGUGAUUCGGUUAGACAUUAUGGAUUAGAUGCUGAUGUGGACGAGAUUUUAUUAAUAUCUGAUAUUGUUUUAUAUGGUUCCUCUCAAGAUGAGCAAGGGUUCCCUUCAUUACUCACUAGGGCCAUGACAUUUGGUGUUCCCAUAAUUGCCCCUGAUUACCCCAUCAUAAAAAAAUACGUUAUUGAUGGCGAAAAUGGAAUUAUUUUUUCUAAAGAAAAACCCGAUGAGUUGAUGAAAGCUUUCUUGCUUCUUGUAUCAAAAGGAAAGCUCUCAAAUUUUGCCACUACCAUUGCUUCUUCCGGAAGACUCCAUGUUGCCACAUUCCAUUUCUCAAUUAUCACUGUAGUUUUUGAUAUUGAAGAACACAUGACAUUAAUAAUGGAUUCAAGAAGCACACAGAAUGAUCCCGAGAUAAUGCCAGAGGAUAUUCCAACCGAAUUGGACUGGAUUGUUUUAAGUGAAAUCGAUAGUUCAGAAGAAGUUGAAAGGGUAGAAUUGGAAGAGAUUGAGGGAAGAACAGAUAAAAGCUAUGGUGUAUGGGAUGAAUUAUAUCGUGAUGCUAAAAAAGCAGAAAAAUUAAAAUCUGAAGCAAAUGAAAGAGAUGAAGGGGAGCUAGAGAGGACUGGUCAACCUUUAUGCAUAUACGAGAUCUACAAUGGAGCAGGGGCUUGGCCUUUUUUGCACCAUGGUUCUUUAUAUCGUGGUCUAAGUCUAUCUGCAAAAUCUAGAAGAUUGAGAUCAGAUGAUGUGGAUGCAGUUGGGAGGCUUUCUAUUUUAAAUGAGAGUUAUUACAGAGAUAUUUUACUUGAAAUGGGUGGCAUGUUUUCAAUUGCAAAUCGGGUGGAUAAUGUUCAUAAACGACCUUGGAUUGGAUUUCAAUCAUGGCGUGCUGCUGCAAGGAAGGUAUCUUUGUCCUCGAAAGCUGAAAGGGUUCUAGAAGGAACAGUACAACAGAAACAUAAAGGAGACGUGAUGUAUUUUUGGGCCCACUUAGACAUGGAUGGGGAACUUGCUGGAAAUGACCAUAUUUUAACAUUUUGGUCCAUGUGUGACAUCUUAAAUGCUGGAAAUUGCAGAAUGGCCUUUCAGGAUGCUUUCAGACGGAUGUAUGCUUUGCCGUCAUAUGUGGAAGCCCUUCCGCCAAUGCCUGAAGAUGGUGGCCACUGGUCUUCCCUUCACAGCUGGGUCAUGGCCACCCCUUCUUUUCUAGAAUUCAUGAUGUUUUCCAGGAUGUUUGCUGAUUCUCUUGACAGUUUGCACAUGAAUUCAACUACAGCCACUGAAUGCAUGUUAGGAUCUUCCUUGAGUGAGAAACAACAUUGCUAUUGUCGGAUACUGGAGCUGUUGGUGAAUGUAUGGGCAUACCAUAGUGGUAGAACCAUGGUUUACAUCGACCCAAAUUCAGGGUCAUUAGAAGAACACCACCCAGUAGAAGAUCGAAAAGGGUUAAUGUGGAGUAAAUAUUUCAAUGCCACUUUAUUAAAAAGCAUGGAUGAAGAUCUAGCAGAGGCAGCUGAUGAUGGUGAUCAUCCCUAUGAUUAUGAAACAUGGUUAUGGCCAAGAACAGGAGAAGUACAUUGGCAAGUACACCAUAUACAGAUCACAACCCCAACAAAAGAUAUACAAAGGGGGCUGAAUGUUAUUCUAGUGGGUAUAUAUAAUGUGUUGGCCAUACAAAGAGAAAGGAGAAAUACAGAGGGUUUCCAGUCACUCCCAACUCCUAAGCUUUCAUCUCAACCGUUCUCCGACACAGCCGAUACACACUUCAGGUUUUGGUAA